Messenger RNA from Cuscuta campestris, 689 nucleotides. The record is from the annotation of a GenBank genome assembly. Lineage: Eukaryota; Viridiplantae; Streptophyta; Magnoliopsida; Solanales; Convolvulaceae.
ACAAUCCCUAACCCCACACGCCAAGCACCAAACUCUGCAAUCUCUUCUUCCUUCCCCUCACUUUUCUGCAGAUCGAUCCAUGGCGGAGACCGAUAAUUCCGAUGAAUCCCAAGCUGAAUACUCAUCCGCGGUUCUUCUGCGAGUGAUGAGCAAGAGAAGGACAUGGGUUUUCCUCUUCCUCUUCGUCUACACCCUCCUCCUCUCCAUUUCCUGGAACUUCCUCAAAUCCGUCCUCUCCUGGUACGAAUCCGCCAUGUCCGGCGCCUCAUCAUCGGGGCCGGGGUGGCCGGCACUCUACGCCUCCGUCGUCUUGGGGGUGGCGUUCGGGGUUCUGUCCACGGUGGCGGCGCUCGCCGUCGUCGUCCCGGCCACUCUUGUCACGUGGAUCACGGUCCUGGUUUUGCUUGCUUUCUGCGGGAAGCCCAGGAGAGCUCUGGUGACGGAGGGCAAGAAGCUGACCGCUGACAUCACUCGGUUCGUCGUCAAGGUUUUGAUCAAGGAGGGGAACAUCGUCGCCGCCCUCUGCGCCCUCGUCGGAUACUUCGCCCUUGUCCGCCGGUGUAGCGGCGGCGGCCCUGAUUUUUAGUCUCUUGAGUCUUGACGGGUCCAAUCCGAGGGGCGAUUUGGUCCGUAUUUGUUUAAUUGUUUAAUUUUCUUCUGUCGUUUUCGGACAGCUAACAGUACUUAGU